This is a messenger RNA of Effrenium voratum, 684 nucleotides long. Lineage: Eukaryota; Dinophyceae; Suessiales; Symbiodiniaceae. The record is from the annotation of a GenBank genome assembly.
GGCUUAAUCACUGACACAAGUGCGUGCACGCGAAUUGCCAUGAUCUACCGAAGGAGUCGAACGUCAAGAUGUUUGUGCGCUUUGUUGCUAGCAGUCAUUCCGUGUACCUUUCAUCAAGUUCUUUUCACAGGUCCCCGCAAGUCUGACAGCUUGCAAGGGUCGAGACAUCGCCUUGCACGUGCGGCCGAGGAGCAAGUACCAGAGUUGCCACCCUUCCAGCGCUUUCCAGAAGACUACGAACCAGACCCCUUGGAUCGCGUGAUCGAGUGGUUCAUGGGGCUGGAUCCGCAGACCAACCAGAUCUUGGAGGGCAUUUUUACCCUUGUGGUACUUGGAGUUACAGUCCUCAGCGCGAAGGAGACCUAUGAGAAGUGGCAAAAAGAAAAGGAACAGGAGGAUGAGCUGAAAAGACAAAAGAUCAGAAGAGCUUUGAAUCCAGACGGAUGGAGGGAAGAACUUUUCAGGGAGGACCAGGAGGAGAAGCGUUUGAGGGAGUUGGAAAAGAAGAAUGAGAAGAAGAGCAAAGUAGCGGAUGUAUUGGAGGAGAUUUAUGGAACUGACGGUCUAGAAGACAAGUUCAAUGCGCAGAGUGCAGGUCGACGGAGGCCUGCAGGAGGUGUCAAGAAGAGCUGAGGAUGGCCUCAUUUGGACUUGCAGAUCACAAAGACUUGAUUCUGGCAUUGG